CUUUGUUUGGUCGUAAUUGGGAAUUUCUCUUUUAUGACCAUCUGCAUCCCUUAUUUGUUAUAAGUAUCAAGAUGUUGUGUUUAAACCUUUUAUGGGUUUUUUUUCUAAAAUUGUAAUUUUUGUCUGUGAUUGUAGAAGCUGCUUAUGUUUUAGCAAUAAAGUUCUAGGCUUUGGUGUAUAAAUUUUUGUGGGUUUUAGCGUUUGAUGCUUUGUGUUGGUAGCAGUGAAAAAUGGCUUCAGAUCCAAAGGUUCACAUAUUUGAAGAGGUGGCGAAGCACAACAAGACCAAAGAUUGCUGGCUUGUUAUUUCUGGGAAGGUGUUUGAUGUGACACCAUUCAUGGAUGAUCAUCCCGGGGGUGAUGAAGUUCUGCUGUCUGCAACUGGGAAAGAUGCAACAAAUGAUUUUGAAGAUGUGGGUCACAGUGAUUCUGCCAGAGAUAUGAUGGAGAAGUAUUACAUUGGAGAGGUUGAUCCAUCAACUGUCCCGUUAAAACGGAUUUACAUUCCACCGCCACAGGCUCGGUACAAUCCUGAUAAGAUAUCCGAAUUUGUGAUUAAGAUUUUGCAGUUCCUGGUUCCCCUUCUAAUCUUGGGUUUAGCCUUUGCUGUCCGUCACUAUACCAAGAAAGAGUAGUCUUGCUUUCUACGUUGUCCCCUUUUAAGGGUUAGUUAUUGGUCAUCAGUUGAGCAGUUGAAAGUACAAUUGCUUGUUUCACUUAUGUCGUUGUUCAUCAGAGAACUUUAUAGUGCCUUUUUGGUUCUGGUCGCUUUCUAGUCUGUACGAUGUUUAAAAUUAAAGGAUGAUUAUGGAGAGCAUAUUUUCUUUGACA
Molecule: messenger RNA, 831 nt
Organism: Prunus persica (peach)
Lineage: Eukaryota; Viridiplantae; Streptophyta; Magnoliopsida; Rosales; Rosaceae
Product: cytochrome b5
Exons: 3
Coding region: 231-635 (134 amino acids)
Cellular component (GO): membrane; intracellular membrane-bounded organelle
Molecular function (GO): heme binding
Source: RefSeq, a predicted model, not a curated record